GAAGCAGCAGCAAAUAGACGGAGGAAUUUGUAACUAGAAAGAUCAAGAUGGGACUUGUGUCUAUUCAUUCGUUUUUAAUAAAGCGCAUGACAGCAGUAGCUGAAGAAAUAUUUCACGCUCUCAAAGACAAUAUCGUUGAAUAUGAGCAGGAGCUUGAGCGCCUGAGGCGGGAGAACUGUUGUCUGAGGAGCGCACUGACUGAAACACACCAUGAUACUCAGCAAGAUGGAGUUCUGCAAGGUCCAGUGGGUUCAGAGCUCUCAGAUAUACAAGUAAAGAUGGAGGUUGCCACUGUGAUGUCCCAUGAGCCUUUGACUCAUGAAGCUUCUACCACUACUUUGCACCUUUCUGAAGAUUUUAAAUGGCAGGAACCUGAUCAGUCCCUCUUAUUUGUGCCGAAUGUGAUGUUGAAGAAUGCAGAUCUGCAGUCAUCCAUCACAGUUAAGUCAGAGCAGUGUGAUAAUCAGACUGGUGAAUCAAACUCAUCUGCAGUGCAGUCUGGAAGCGACUGUAACGUUGAAAUUCCAGCACUCGAACAAGACCCUCCAUCUCCGCAACUUUACAUCGAAACUUCUCAUGAGGUGGUACAAAAGGCAAAUAAAAAUCACCACAACACAUCAGUAUGCCAAAUUUGUAGCAAGUCUUUCAGCACCAAAGGAAGUUUGCAGAGACACAUGCUGGUGCACAAGAACAUGGCGCGUUUCUGCUGUGGCUCAUGUGGGAGUCGUUUUAAAUCGAAGCUCCACUUGAAAGACCACGAAAGACUCCACACAGAAAGACGAUCAAAGAAUCGGACCGAAGAACCAGUGAACUCAUGGCGCUCCCACGUGGAAAUAACUCUGCAGCCGGACAGUGUACAUUUGAAUGCAAACUCGCAGCAAUCUACUAGAUUAAGUAUCCCUGCUCAGGGCCCUGGAAAAUUUCCUUUUCAUUGCAAGAUAUGUGACCGGCCAUUCAGACGUCAAAAGAGCAUGCAAAACCACAUGCUUUUGCACCAAGGUGAUCGAAACUACCCGUGUAUAUUUUGUGGCAGAAGGUUCCUUAAGAGCUGGCAUCUCGCAGAACAUUUAAGAAUUCACACUGGUGAAAAACCAUUUGGGUGCAAUAAAUGUGGAAAGAUGUUUGUUCAGUGGAAUCAGGCAAGAUCACAUAUAAUUAAGCAUCAUGAAGGAGAUAUGUCACUGUUAUCAAAGGAAAAAACCUAAACCUGUAAAUUUUUAUUUGUUAUUAUUACCACCUCUUUCGCAAAGAAAUUAGAAUAGUAAUUCUAAUUUUAGAUUUCAAA
Sinocyclocheilus grahami is the source of this 1285-nucleotide messenger RNA. Its product is annotated as zinc finger protein 347-like. The transcript has 3 exons. Gene Ontology annotation, cellular component: nucleus. NCBI's taxonomy places the organism in Eukaryota, Metazoa, Chordata, Actinopteri, Cypriniformes, Cyprinidae. Gene Ontology annotation, biological process: regulation of transcription by RNA polymerase II. Gene Ontology annotation, molecular function: DNA-binding transcription factor activity, RNA polymerase II-specific. The record is from RefSeq and is a predicted model, not a curated record. The coding region runs from base 48 to 1205 and encodes 385 amino acids.